Castor canadensis (American beaver) is the source of this 7071-nucleotide messenger RNA. RefSeq names its product globoside alpha-1,3-N-acetylgalactosaminyltransferase 1 (FORS blood group) (gene Gbgt1). Gene Ontology annotation, molecular function: globoside alpha-N-acetylgalactosaminyltransferase activity. The record is from RefSeq and is a predicted model, not a curated record. NCBI's taxonomy places the organism in Eukaryota, Metazoa, Chordata, Mammalia, Rodentia, Castoridae. Gene Ontology annotation, biological process: carbohydrate metabolic process. Gene Ontology annotation, cellular component: vesicle; Golgi apparatus; membrane.
CAUUCUUUUGCCCCGCCAGCCUCAGACUGUGAUCCUCCUACCUCUGCCUCCUGAGUACCUGGAAUUAUAGCCAUGCAUUACCACAUCCAGCUCUUUUUGCUCAAUUUUGUGUUCUGUGUGGAUACAAGGAACUGAUUAACAUUUGACUAAAGCCUUUUCUACUUUGUGAAGCUAAUUAUUUGACAACUAAGGAUGAAAAAGUGGGUUGGGAUAGCAUCAAGGGGCAUCUGACCCCAUGGUCUUUUCUUUCUCAGUCCAGCUAAAGGAAAAUUAAACAUCUGGAUUACAGGCUCCUAAUUAGCAACAGGGCAUGUUUUAUUAUUAUAAACAUGAUGUGAUAAUGUGCUAAUCCAUUUCCUAAUGCUAAUAACAUGAUAUCACAAACCCAUGGUUUUAUUUUGGCUCACAAUUCUGGUCCAAGGUUGAAUGGCUGCGUCUGGUUAUGGCCUUUUUGCUAGCAGAGUCCUCGGGUGACGCAGGGCAUCGCAUGGUUGAGAGACAAGGAGUGCACACAUGUAUGUAUCUUCUGAUCUCUUCUCUCUUCCUAUAAAGCCUCCAGGAUUCAGUCAUGGGGGCUCUAACCUGACAGCCUAUAUUAAUCACCUUCUGAGGCCCCACCUCUAAACACCACAGUGAAAUUAAGUUUCUACCCUCUUAAUACCGCACAAAGGAAAUUAAAUGUCAACAUAUGAACCCCAGGGACAUGGACAAACUUUGUCCAAACUAUAGCAAUUAAGCUGGAAAACAGAAAAGACACAGAAACUUCCCAGGUUCCAUCUGUCUGAAUUACACUCCACUUCCUGAGGUUUUUGCUGCUUACUUGCUGUCAUUUCUAAUUGAACAAGUUCUACAUAAUACAUGCUUCUAAAAGCAAAAGGACUGCUUGCUGUUGAAAAUGCCUGUGACUAUUUUGGUUUUGCUCUUUGUAUUCUGUUUUCCCAGAGCUGACUUUGUUGGUGUGUGUUCCUACUGUUCGUGGUCACCAUCAUCUUAUCCCACCAGGGCUGGGUCCUAAGGCCUGAGCCUCUCUCCCAUUUCUACCAACAACUUUUGGACAUUUAGUUGGUUCCACUUUCUGUGUGUUCUCAGUGUAAAGAGCAGCUGUGGGCAUCACCCCUUCCCCACAGGAAGGGUCAUUUCAUUUUGAUAUGUUCUCUCACUGAGCCAGACAAUGUGAACAGGCUCUUGGUCCAUCUCAUGGGGUUUCCUAGAAGAACUGUAGCACGUUAAACACUCAUACACCUCGGCCUGAGCAGUGCCUGAGCUACUGCUGGGAAUACUGGGUGUUAUGAAAAUCAAAAAUGGACCCAUCUUGCUAAUUCCAGAGAUUGGAAAUGCUCUUUCUGGCUUCAGUUUCAUUUCUGUGAUUACUGUGAGGUCCUCAUUCCCCAGUCUUCCUAUUGAGUUCCUCUUCUGGGAAAUGCUUACCCCCUACCUUCUCUCAUCAGUCUGUUCCUGAGUUCUCACUCAUCACCUUUGGCCAGGCAUAUUUUCUUUUCUUUUGGUUCUACUGAACUUUUUUUUAAUAGAUUGGAGUAAUUGGUCAAAUCUUCCCCUCUUCUUGUAAUUUACAUUUUAUUACUUUCAGAGGUUUAGAAAUAUAAAAUCUGUUUUGUUUGUUUGGGGGGCUAGAGAUCCUACCCAGGGCUUGUACAUGCUAGACAAGAACCCUGCUACUGAGCCAUGCCCCAGCCCCAGCUUUCUUAUUCCUGUGUCUAACUAUAAUGCAGCUGGAGUGUGUCCAGGCUUGUGGAGAGAGGAGCUCAUUGUUGGGGCAGCAGAAUGCUGGGCUGGCUGGUGCCAGCGUCCUGGCCAGUUUCUUCUGACCACCUCCUUGGAAUCCCAUCACUUUUUGAGCAGGGACCUGAAAAAAUGCUUACUUGUAAGAGACUAGGGCAGAGGUCCAAUUUGAUGAAUUAUGUUUGAAAAAUUGUCAAUUCAAGGGUAGAGACUAGUACAAAAGGACAAAUACUGUGCAGUUCCUUUUAUAUGGGGACCUACUAGCCAAAUCCAUAGAGGCAGAAGUAGAAUGAUGGUCACUCCUCCAGUGGGGAGGACCCACAGGAAGCUACUGUAUGUUAGGUGCCACAUUUCCUUUUAGAGUGAUUUUAAAAAUCCUAGAUACAGAUGGUGGUUUCUUAAUGCACUGAACUGUACACUUAAAAAUGACAGAACUAGUAAAUCUUAUGUUGGUGUAUUUUACCACUCAGAAAAAGAUCAGACUAAAGAAAGAGAACUCAAGGAGACUGAAGCCAUCCUCCAGGUGAAUGGAGACAACUGUAUCACCAGCAACAUGAAGCUGCAGUUCAGAGGAGAGAAGCAGUUCCAGCCUGUGGCACGGUCACAGUACCCUCAGCCCAAGCUGCUGGAGCAGAGGCCUACAGAGCUGCUGACCCUCACACCCUGGUUGGCACCCAUCGUCUCCGAGGGAACCUUCAACCCAGAGCUCCUGCAGCACAUCUACCAGCCACUGAACUUGACCAUUGGAGUCACGGUGUUUGCCGUGGGGAAAUAUACCCAGUUCGUCCAGCACUUCCUGGAGUCGGCGGAGUUGUUCUUCAUGCGCGGUUACCAGGCCCACUACUACAUCUUCACACACGACCCCACAGCCAUUCCCAGGGUCCCGCUGGGCCCCGGCCGACUCCUCAGCGUCCUUCCCAUCCAGGGUCACACCCACUGGGAGGAGGUCUCCAUGCGUCGGAUGGAGACCAUCAGCCAGCACAUUGCCAAGAGGGCACACCAGGAGGUGGACUACCUCUUCUGCCUUGAUGUGGACAUGGUGUUCCGGAACCCGUGGGGUCCCGAGACCCUGGGGGACCUGGUGGCUGCCAUUCACCCAGGCUACUUCACUGUACCACGCCAGCAGUUCCCCUAUGAGCGCAGGCAAGUUUCCACGGCCUUUGUAGCGGAAGGUGAGGGGGACUUCUAUUAUGGUGGUGCAGUCUUUGGGGGGCGAGUGGCCAAAGUGUAUGAGUUUACCAGGGGCUGCCACAUGGCUAUCCUGGCAGACAAAGCCAACGGCAUCAUGGCGGCCUGGCAGGAGGAGAGCCACCUGAACCGCCGCUUCAUCUCCCACAAACCAUCGAAGGUGCUGUCCCCUGAGUACCUCUGGGACGACAGGAAGCCUCAACCACCCAGCCUAAAACUGAUCCGCUUUUCUACCCUGGACAAGGAUACCAGCUGGCUGAGGAGCUGACAGCAGAGCCGGGGCUGCCAUGGACAGCAACCCAAAGCCCUGCAGCCAUCUGCCCCAGUUUGAGGCUUAGGCAGAGACCAGCCCUAUCCUGCCUACCUCAGUCUACCAGGAGAGCCCAACUGGAAAACGGGUGUGGGAGAGGUGGUUCUAGACUGUAAAGGGUUAUGCACCUAUGAUCAUACAGUGAUCUGGCACAAGAAUGGCUGGACAGGAGGAAAACGAGGUUAUGAGGCAGGGCCUGGCAGGCCUCACCCAGGGGAUGGGCCUUCAGAGGGACAGGCCCUGGAGUCUCAGCCCCAUUCAAAGUGCCUGAAGUCCUGCUGCUGUCCCCCAACUCGCUGCAUAUAGCCUGGAAGUUGCACUUUAAUACCCCCUGUGAAAAGCACUCCGGACCCCUUUCUCCAGCUACCCAGAGUACUAGUACCCAGGGUACUAGUUCUUCACUCAAGACCCCAGAGCCAGCUCUAAAAUGGGCUAUGUCUAGGCUCCCCCUGGUCCACACUACCCUGGGUUGAGCCACACUCUCAGGGACUAGCUGCCUUCUUCCUAAUAGGGUUUGGGGUGGCUUCAAUAAAGGUGAUAUGGACUGGGCCCUAACUAGGGUUUUUACCUGUACAUCUGACUGUUCAUAUGUCUGACCACUCUGGGGAUACAGGCAGACUAGAUUUCAAACAUAAUCUGGAGUAGAGGAUACAGUUAUUCCAGCAAACCUCGGCUAGAACUGGCUGCUGCCACAGACAGGUUCAUUCUGGUCCUCUGACGAGCCAGGUUGAAGCAGGAGACAGACAGACAUGCCACACUUCUGCCUGCGGAGUCAGCUGGAGAGCUUCAUGGGCUCAGGUCCUGGGCACACAAAGGGGUGUGUCUUUUGGCCCUCCUGUAUCCGAGGCCACCUCAGGCUCACCCCAGGGCAGUGCUGCAGGCUGAGACUAGAAGGCCUGCCAGGGUGGACAUUCCAGCCAGAACUUGGACCUCUGGCCAGGCAGAGAUGGGGUGGGAGCAUGGAUUAAGGGCUUGCCUAGUGCCUACUCCUGUGGGGACAGCACUAGCUUUUCCAUAGAAGAAGACACAAGGUAGGGUUGGGGUACUCUACGCAGUCAUGCCAGGAUGGGUAGCCACCACCUGCCAUAGCCUCCCUGGCAAAGCUAGGGGGCCAUCUUGGGCCCAUUCUUCUGCAAUCUACAAUUCAGCUGGUGAGCAGGGAUGGACACAAGAGUGAGCAGGUAGAGUUACUGUUACAAGACAUCAUCUGGACUGGAAAAGCCCUGACAUUUUUGGGCAGAGUUAAGGAAUACCUGCUCAGGGAUGCUGGUCACAGGAGGGGUCUGCAAAGCAGGGCUGUGUUGAAACAGAAGGAGGCUCUUGGACAGGAGGCCAGGAAAAACCUCCAGAGGAGAGGCCCUGAGGCUUGGGCAGCAUACACCUUUCUGGAGACAAGUCUGCUCCCAGCUGACUCCCAGUCUAGCUCUGACCCAUGCCUAGCCAGCUUGGUAGUCACAGCCUCUCCCAAACCCAGCUGUGAGCCUUUUUAGCCUGGGUCUAGUCCACCAGGAACAAUGGCUAAUCCUACUCCCCAUUCCCAGUGCACAGUGAGUGACAGAACCAAACCCUAGAGCCAAACCAUGGUCCACCUUGCCUUCCAGAAAGGAGCAAAGUCCUGGAGUCAGAGCUGUUCCAUGGUCAGCAGAAGUAAAGGGGUUUGGCCCAGCAGAGGAAGGUGGCCAGAGACAGAGUCCCAGUGGGGACUUCUUAGCCCCUGUCUGGCAGAAUCAGAUUUGAGCUUUGUGUAACCUCAGACACCAAACUUUCCGGGGCUGAUGAAAGUCUUACAGGCUGUGAAGGUUUUAAAAUUGCAGAUAUGUCUUGGUGGAGCGGCUCAAGUGAUACAGCCUAGCAAGCAUGAGGCCCUAUGUUCAACCCCCAGUACCACACACACAAAUAGAGAUACCUCUUCAAGUAACACACAUAUUUUACAGAUGUCUUCAGGGCCCUCUGCCACAGAGGUCCCUUCACAACCAGGCCUUUCCUCAUCAUAAGUUACAUCCAGCAUUGUUGUUCAGCCCAUGGGGCCUGGCCCAGCACACCUCUGCUCCCUAACCACAAAUCAGGCCUGUCCAUCACAGUACCCCAUCUCUGGGGGGGUAUUGCUCCUGAUGUCAAAUCUCCUGGAAGCCUGCCUUGAGUGUGGUCCCAUUCAGAGUAGGUGACUUUCUGCUUUCCCAAUAAAUCAUCAUUUGCAAUGCUAUGCUGCCUGUUCCCCAGGCAGUGAGCUCCAAGAGGGAACUGAUUACCUAGCCAGCUGGGCUUCCCCUAGGAACCUGGCACCCAGGAAGCACUCCACAAAUGCUUGCUGAAUGACUAAAAGAGCAUCAGUUUAGGAGUCUGUCCUAGUACCCGUGGGAUGUUGGGCAGGUUACCCCACCUCUCUGAGCUGCAAGGGUUAGGAUUUUUAAAUGAGACAAUGGCUGGAAGACCUCUGGGCACUCGCCCUUCUUGGGCAGCUACUUAGAUGUGUCACUAGCUCUGGGUUUGGCAGCAAGACCCCACCUGGGAGGAGGCACAGCUGCCAUAGCCCCAGUGCCCACAGAAGGGCACCAAAGUAGGUGCUCAGUGGACCAUACUAGGGUGGGUGGUAAUGUGCCCACUUGGCCUUCCACUAGGACUCUGUGGCUCUGAGAAGACUACCUGGAUGGGGUUCUGUGCUCCCCCGCCACUAGCUUGCAGUAAGCCCUUGACUGCUUGUCUGAAAUGAGAGCCUUGUGGAAUCUGAUCCAGAUGCCCUCCCCAAGGCACCCACACAGCUCUGCUCCCUGGAGCCUUUCUCACUCAGGGAGCCCCCUGCUAUGCCCUUGUGUCCCCCCCUCCAAAGCCCCUGCCUACAGUAUCCCGCCUGGAAGUCCCAUCCAGCAUGGGCUCUCAGUGAGUCCAGAGACCGUCUCCUUGGCUCCUGUGCAGACAGUCUAGGAGUCCAGUAAGUUGGGUUCAAACCCACAGCUGGGCCUCACCACAGCCCUGUGACAGGCAGGCUAUGGGUGACUUCACAGAGCCUAUGUUUCCUCAACUGAGAAUGGGUCAGUGAUUGCUUCAUGAGGGUGUGCUGGGAGUCAAGCAGGGAGAUGAGGGUGUCCAAAGGACUGGGCCCAAGAGGUGACCUGGCUGGAGAGACCCCAACACAGGACAAGGCCCUGCCUGUCAGAGAGUGAUGGCGAAGAGCAAUGAUUCCCAGUCCCCCAGGCACACAGGGUUUGGCCUUGAGCGCUGGUGUCUGAAUACCCAGGAGGCUCCCUAGUAACAGUGACCACCCCCAAUACAUACUCAGCCUCAGUUGUAGGGGGUCCUCUUUCUAGGCUCCCACUCCUCGCAGCAGCCAGGGACAGGCUGGACCUUGUGGUGACUUGAAAAAAAAGGGGCAGGGGAUAGGAGGAGGGGAGGGUCAACCUGCCAUUUCCCUGACCCCAGCCAUCCACGGACCUAAGUCCUGCAGGUAGUAUUGGGGAUAUCUGGGUGAUGGAGUGAGGGUGUAUAUUCGGUUACUCCGCUGUCUCCGGGCUUUCCACGUCCACCCAGCCCGGCGGUCUCCACCUAGCAACCGUGAGAGUGGCCCUAGGUCCUAGACAGGUGCUGGCGCGGAGGGACAAGAGAGACCAAUCAAGCGGAGCACUCUUUGCGCAGCGCACUCCUUGAGCGGCGCGUGCGCGCGGCGAGGCGGGGGGUCACGUACGCGCAUCGCCCGCCGCGGUCCUGCGCAGGCCCCGGGUGCGCGCCCGGCCGAGUACCCGAGGCCGGCCGCCUCCGCGCCCGAGGAAGACGGGCCAGGCGCGUCCCCGAGCUCGCGCGGCGGGGCCCGCCCCUCGCACCUGCGAGCGGCCUAGGCG